Pollicipes pollicipes is the source of this 3126-nucleotide messenger RNA. RefSeq lists its product as uncharacterized. Gene Ontology annotation, cellular component: membrane. The coding region runs from base 1 to 3126 and encodes 1041 amino acids. Lineage: Eukaryota; Metazoa; Arthropoda; Thecostraca; Pollicipedomorpha; Pollicipedidae. The record is from RefSeq and is a predicted model, not a curated record. Gene Ontology annotation, molecular function: protein binding; calcium ion binding; G protein-coupled receptor activity. Gene Ontology annotation, biological process: G protein-coupled receptor signaling pathway; cell surface receptor signaling pathway. The transcript has 23 exons.
AUGACGACCGUAUUUCGGCCGGUGAACCGCGGCGUGAACGACACAUACGAGCUGGCGGUGAUCGCCUACGGCGGCGGCGAGUCGCGGGUCCAGCAGAUCAGCGUGCUCGUCUCGCAGAGGAACCUGCAUCCGCCCAGGUUUACACAACGGGUCUACAGUGCGCGCCACCGAUACGACACAGUGGCCUACAACAGGCAGGCCCUGUACAGUAUGAAGGCCCCUGAGAAUGCGAGCCGGUACCUGACGCUGGACCAGGGCAGCGGCCAGAUCUCGCUGCGUCGCACGCCGUCGCCCGGCCUGCGCUCGCUCAACGUGACCGUGUCGGCCCGCGACCUCGGCUCGCCCUCCUACCACGACUCGGCACACGUCCAGGUCACGUUCAGGACGAUAUCAGAGCCGCUGGCCGUGCGGGCCGUGCAGAGCACCAACAGCAGCGUGUACGUCUGCUGGCGGCGACCCCGCAACGGACCCGUGUCCGGUUACAUGCUGCAGCUGCGCUCGGCCGACGCCGCCGGCGCCGCCAACGCCACCCGGCUGGUGCUGCGCGACCGCAGCCAGCUGAUGACGCGCUCCGUGACCCUGAUCCAGGAGGACGGCAAAAGCAACGAGAAACACGAGAUGUUACUGGAGGAGGACGAAGAGUGUACGCUGCUGGACGGCUUACAGCCAUGGACCAAAUACAACAUGGUGGUGUACGGUUGGCGGGAGCACGAGACUGGGAUGGCCAGCCAGAUGGUGACCUUCGGAACACGCCUCAGCCCAUGCACGGGAAACGUGUGCGGCAACGGCACGUGCCGCCGCUCGGCCGGACGGCCCGGAUACACGUGCACGUGUCCAGAGGGUGCCUACGGCCAGCGGUGUCAACACGUGGACCCGUGCCAUACGAAACCGUGCCAAAACUUCGGCGCGUGCCGCAACCUCAGCUCGGAGGCGUUCGAGUGCCGCUGCAUGGCCGGCUUCUACGGCACCACCUGCGCCGACUUCAACCCGUGCUUCGGCAACCCCACGCCGUGCCUGAACGGCGGCACCUGUCACAGUAACGUCUCCAACACAUACGUGUGCACGUGUCCCCCACUGUACCGUGGGGACACGUGCGCCACGUUCGACCCGUGCGCAUCAGCCAAGUGCAGGAACGGCGCCACGUGUUACGCCGAGGCGGAGAGCUACCGGUGCCAGUGUCGCCUAGGAUACGCAGGCCCGCACUGCGAGCUGGACCUGGACUUCUGCGCCUCCUCGCCCUGCAACAAUGGCGCCACCUGCGUAGAUGGCGCCACCGACUACACGUGCCUCUGCCCUGCUGGCUUCACUGGCAUCGACUGCCAUAUCAACAUAGACGACUGCGCUGGCGACCCCUGCCAGCAUGGAGGCGUGUGCCGGGACGGUCUCGCCAGCUUCCGGUGCAGCUGCCCGGAGGGGUACACGGGCCAUCUCUGCCAAACGCCGGUGAGCUGCCCACCAGAGCUGGAGGACGGCCGCUGGGGCCGGCUGUUGUGGGCUGAGACGCCGGCCGGCCGGCGCGCCACCGUGCUCUGUCCGGCCGGCGGGCGCGCGCCGGGACCUCACCUGGUGCGAGCCGUGGAGCAGCUGGCUGUCGUCCUGCCGGUGCUCGGCGACCAGGCGGGCCCCCGGCUGCGGCUCAGGACCCGGAACGUAGCGGUGGAGACGAUCGACUACAGCGGUGACGAGCUGCUCGCGCUGGCGGCGCACGGUUUGGACGUGAGGAUGCCGUACGCUGUGCUGAAGCAGGCCGCCCGGCACCAGCGUCGUCUGCGGCUGGUCGUCAUCGCCUACAGGACGUCGCUGCUGUUUCCCGCCCAGCGGCGGCGCGUCGGACCCGAUCCCGGCGUCAUCAGCGUCACCAUUCCCGGAUACGAUGCACACCAGCUGCCGGAGCCAGUCACGUUCGGCUUUUCUUCGAACGCUGCUGAAGGUUUUCAGCCACGCUGCGUCUACUGGAACGAAGAGGAGAUGGCGUGGUCGACGGCUGGGGUCCGGACAGAGCCGGCGGCCGAGCGCACCGUCUGCUCCACCAGCCACCUCAGCUCGUUCUCGGUCCUGUUUGACCCGGUGGCGACGCCGAUCGGCGGCCUGCACGAGCGCAUCCUCAGCGUGCUCAGCUACAUAGGCGCCACGCUCAGCCUGCUGGGUCUGGCGCUGACGAUCCUCACCUACAGUCUGUUCAGGUGCCUGAACCGGGACCGGCAGGGCAAGAUCCUGCUCAACCUGUGCGUGUCGCUGCUGCUGAUGAACGCCGCCUUCCUGGUCUCUAACCUGCACGCCGUGCUGCCGUCGGCUCAGUUCUGCAUCUCCACCGCCGUGCUGGUCCACUACCUGGUGCUGAGCUCGCUCUGCUGGAUGCUGGUGGAGGCGGUCAACAUGUACCAGCUCAUCAUCACUGUGUUCGCCACAUCCGAGUCCAACUUCAUGGUGAAACGGCUUCUGUUCGCCUGGGGCCUUCCCCUGGCGAUCGUGCUCUCCACCCUGGCCUCGGACCGGCGCGCCUACUAUCAGGCCAUCGACGAGCACUACUGCGUCAUCACGGCACGACAGCCGUACAUCUACUACAUCAGCUUCUUCGGUCCCGGCUGCGUGAUCCUGGUAAUCAACGUGGUGGUCUUCGCGCUAGUGGCCCGUGUUCUCUUCCAGCAGAGGACGCUGGGCAAAUUUGGUGCCGUUCGUAAAUCCAUCUCAAUCAGCCAGGUGCGGGGUGCAUUCACGGUGAUGACGCUGCUGGGCGUCACCUGGGUGCUGGGCGCCUUCGCCCUGGGCCGCACGCGCUUGGCCUUCUCCUACAUCUUCACCAUCCUGAACUCGACGCAGGGCUUCAUCAUCUUCGUAUCGCGCUGCCUGCAGUACCCCGAGGCGCGCCUAGCCUGGCUGACACUCAUCAAGACGGGCCGGCGAAAGCAGCGACGCGGCUCAGCGCCCUCUUCCAGUUCACAGGCCAACAAGAAGAGCUCGCUGCCCUCCAGCAGGACGGCCGCCCUCUCGGCCAGCUACUCGAUGAGCUCAUCGAGUGAAGGCGGCUGGCCGGGCCGACAGCGGAUGUCGGUGACAGCCGAGCUGACAGUGUCCAGCUGUCAGCACGCCAAGCAGCCGGUGCCGGGUCUCUGGCAGACGAACUGA